This is a messenger RNA of Anopheles nili, 2094 nucleotides long. RefSeq names its product CWF19-like protein 2. Bases 322 to 2094 code for a protein of 590 amino acids. Gene Ontology annotation, cellular component: post-mRNA release spliceosomal complex. NCBI's taxonomy places the organism in Eukaryota, Metazoa, Arthropoda, Insecta, Diptera, Culicidae. The record is from RefSeq and is a predicted model, not a curated record. The transcript has 2 exons. Gene Ontology annotation, biological process: mRNA splicing, via spliceosome.
GAAUGCGUUAUUGUUUUAAAGUUACCUUCGUUUGAAUUUAGUUGGAGCAUGAAUAAGAACUAAAUUCCACUUGUAUACUUCAAACACUGUCGAAACUAAUUGAAGAAACGAUACUUGUUUACUUGUUUGCAGGCCAACGAAGUUGAAUAAACAGUGUUUACAUUAGUUAAGAUUCGACGAUUGCUGCAUAUUACAUCGAAUAUUGUAUUUUAUAUUGCAAACAUUAUUUCUAUCGUGUGUAUUCUUCUGAAAACUUGCACUGCAAUAACUUUAUAGAGGUAAUAUAAUAUAAGGUUUUGUUUUAGAAUAUACAUCUCCAAGAUGGGAUCUUCCAGUUCGGACAAUGAGAAAGAAUAUAAACGAAAAAAGCACAAAAAAAAGGAGAAAAAGUCCCACAAAACCAGAAAGGAAAAGAAAUUGAAAAAGGAUAAGAAGCAUAAGCGCCACAGACGAUAUUCAACAUCUUCCAAUUCAGGAAGUGAAAGCGACGAGUGGAUUGAAGCAUUGCCUACCACUUCGCAGAAUAUGGUAAAUUCAGCAGAAUUGGCUCAGAAACUUCCACAAAAAGUUCAGGAAAGAGACGAUUGGAUGAAUGCCAUGUCGAUUCCUACUUAUACUAAGGAACCAAAAAUCAAGGAUUCCAAAAAUGCUGUAAAUGAUCAAUACGAUCCAAAAACUAGCGUUCGUGAGCUAAAUCCCUACUGGAAAAAUGGUGGUACAGGAUUACCAAGCUUCCGUAAACCAGCUAACGACAACGACUUUGGAGAUGACGAAUACAAGCAAUCCAGUUUUGUUUCAAGUCGACAACAGAACCAAACUACAAGUGGGUGGAAAAAAUCAACGAAAAAUGUCCUGGAAUCAAAGCAGUACGAUAACUCAGAUCAAGGAAAACAAACAACAAAAAUAGUCGAAACCGAGACCAAAUCUCUAAACACGGAUGAGAGACAGUUAACGGACGAGGAAAUGAAUGCAUUGGGCGCUAAAAUUAUUAAGGCAGAAUUGCUAGGAAACACGGCACAAGCGGAAAGCUUAAAGAUCCAGCUAAAAAAAGCAAAAGAAUAUCGAAAUGACUUACAUCAAAAGAAAGUUGAGGGAUCGUUACAUGAACGAGCUCAAAAGCGAAAACCGCACUCCGAAGAUGUGGUUACAUAUACCUACAGUAAACACGCUAGUGAGUCGAAGCAUGAUAAUCAAUACAAAAAGCAUAAACGUUAUGAACAAAGCCUACCACCAGGUUCCGAUCUAUCGGACAAGUUUCGAUCGGAACGACACGAGAAUUAUGAAAUGGAUGCACAGUUUUUCAAAGUUUCCUCCAAAAUGGGCGAAGGGAAAAGUCUGGAUAAUAUAUUUGAUCAUCAAAAAGCAUCUACUUCAACGGGUGACUCUGGUGCGAUUGAAGAACGAGCUAUUCGAGAUAUGAACCGCAUGAGCAAAGUACAAGCAGACUGUGAGAGAUGCCUAGAAUCUGCUAAAUUUGGCCAUGAUCAGCUGAUUUCUAUGGGGAAAAAUGUUUUCCUUGCUGUUCCAGCGUGGCGAGCUCUUCAACCGAAGCAUUGUAUUAUAGCUCCCGUUGGACACUUCUCUUCGCUUACUCAGGUAGACGAGGACGUACAUCGAGAAAUAGUGGAUGUUUGCAAGGCAUUGAUUCGAAUGUUUACCAAGCACCAAAUGGAAGUGGUAUUCUUUGAAACCGUCCGUUAUUUGAACCGCAAUCCUCACAUGUAUAUUCAAUGUGUACCGGCUAAGAAUUAUGAAAUGGCUCCAUUUUAUUUCAAAAAGGCCAUUUUGGAGUCCGAAACAGAAUGGUGCAUGAACAAAAAACUGCAUAAUGUGGACGGUUUUAAUGUGCGAAAAACGAUUCCGAAAGGAUUGCCGUACUUUUGGGUUAACUUCAAUAUGGAGAAUGGGUUCGCUCAUGUAAUCGAAGACCAAGAAGCGUUUCCAGUCACAUUUGCGACGGAAACCAUUGCGGGCAUUCUUGGACUAGACACUAAGGAUUGGCGCAAGCCUCGAAGGGAAAUAAAUCCAAAGCAGAAAGUUGACGAGUUCAAAAAAUGGUGGCAAGAAUUUGAAAGUGAGCUAGACAUAAAAUAA